Penaeus chinensis is the source of this 5483-nucleotide messenger RNA. Its product is annotated as collagen alpha-1(XI) chain-like. The record is from RefSeq and is a predicted model, not a curated record. Bases 210 to 3257 code for a protein of 1015 amino acids. The transcript has 23 exons. Lineage: Eukaryota; Metazoa; Arthropoda; Malacostraca; Decapoda; Penaeidae.
UCUGUGCUCUCGAACCAUAAAAAAAAAAACACCCAUACAGUGUCCCUUCAGUGAAAACCAGCCCGUGCAGUGUCCCCGUUCUCUAUCCCACCAUGGAGUAAAGAAAAUUAGGAACAGAACCUUUUCCUCCUGAAAGCAAACUCGCCACGUUGUGUGUGUGUGUGUUCGACCUCCUCGCACGCCCCACGUGUACGUAGCAAGCACUCAAGAUGGCCGCGGAGGUUUCGAGGAACGGCAAGAUCGGUGCCGGCGUCGUGCUCUUCCUCGUGCUUGCGGUGGUGGCUACGCUUGCAGUCGGCUCGGCCUUCGGCUGGUAUGAGGAAAAGCGGAAUCUGGACAUUCCACACCAGAAUGGAUAUAAGGAGCGGCUGGACGGCGCUAACCUCAAACCAACCCCGAUAGAGCCAUUUGAACUUCCAGAACAUUCCCGGCAUUCCUAUGAUGAACGAGAAGGACAGUAUGUGGACUUGGAGGAGUGGGCGGAGGAGAUGGGAGGCAACGGCAAAUGCGGCUGCAACCUGACGGCGCUGGUAAACCUCGUGAGCCUCCGCAUUCCUCGGGGACCCGCAGGACCUCCGGGGAGAGAUGGACGACCUAGCCCUCCAGGACUCUCUGGCAACCCAGGACCUCAAGGAGAACGAGGCCAGCCAGGACGGCGAGGGGAGAAGGGCGAGCGAGGAGAAGUAGGAUCUCCAGGCCCCGAAGGAAUCCAGGGGUCGAAGGGGGAGCCAGGGAAGGACGGCUUGCUCGGCCCCUCCGGCGCCCCAGGACCCGCCGGCCCCCCAGGACCCCCCGGCUGGCUCAGAGGACACGGGGAUUCGAGGACGCCGCAGGUGGAGGGACUUGAGACCGACGUCCUCUUCGGGGGGAACGCAGGCGAGCCGGGGCCCCCAGGAGCUAAGGGGCCAGGAGGCGACGUGGGCCCUCGAGGACCCCGCGGACACCAAGGCCUCAAGGGCGAGAGAGGCAUGAAGGGAAGCAAAGGACAGAAGGGAGAAGAGGGACCCCAAGGGCCCGUAGGACGUCUUGGAGACAAGGGAACACGAGGACCCCCUGGCGUUGAUGGGCUGCCAGGGACCCCAGGGCACAAGGGCCAGAAAGGAGAUCACGGUCCCCCCGGCAUAGGACGCAAAGGACCUCCAGGAACGCCAGGAGAGAAAGGAAGUCCAUUUUACUCAACGGAAUACGUGAGGAACAUCGUGCUGACGUCACUACAGCAAUACGUGGACAUCAACCCAGCCAACAGAGAAAAUUUGAGAGAGAUCGCCGAGCGCAUCGAAGUCAUCCUCCCCAAGGGCAAGGACGGCAUCCCAGGGGCGCCAGGACCCAGAGGACCUAAGGGCGAGGAAGGGGGCAUAGGACCCGUAGGACCCCCAGGGCACCCCGGCCACCCAGGACCUAUUGGCGAGUCAGGAGAAGACGGGCCUGUGGGCCCCCGAGGCAACCCAGGGCCGAAAGGAGAACCCGGAUCGCCAGGCCCUGUUAUUCUCAGCAACGGAACUGUUAUCGAAGUCAAGGGCCAAAAGGGAGACCGAGGAAUAGACGGGCAGGCGGGCAAGCGAGGCUCCCCAGGGCUGCCCGGGCCCCCUGGCCUCCCCGGACCCCCAGGGCACCAGAUCGCGGCAGGACCUUUCGACGCAGCAAGGGACACGACCUACAACUAUGACGUCACAGGCAUCAAGGGAGAGAAGGGGGAGCGAGGACCCCCCGGCCCCCCCGGUCCCGGCGUCGGGGCUAUGGGCAGGGGAGCCACGUACAGCUACGGCGGCGUUUAUGGUGUUGUGGCCCGCCCACGCCCACGACCUGGCCAGAGCCGCUUCGACGUCGAGGAAAACAUGGGCGGCUCCGGCUCUAUGGGACCCCCAGGUCCCCCCGGCCCCCCAGGCCCCCCAGGCCCCCCCGGCCCCGCAGGAACCGAAGGACCCCCCGGACCCCCCGGUAUCCCUACCCCGACGGCGGAGAAGACGGAGUACAUCCCUGUGCCCGGACCCGUCGGCCCGCCCGGUCCUCGUGGUCCGCCCGGGAUACCAGGUUCUCCGGCUUUCCUUCCCAAGAAAUACGGCUUCGGAUCGCCAUUGCCUCACGACACAGUGUUCGAUUCCUUCCCACCGACUUCGAACGUUGGCAUGGGCAUUAAUUCUGCUUCCAUUCUCCGAUUCACUUCUCGCACUUCUAUGCUUCAGGAAUGGGCGUACCACACCCCCGGCGCCCUCGCCUACGUUCUAGACGAGGACUCGCUCUUCCUACGGGCGGCUCGCGGAUGGAGGGAAGUUGCUUUUGGCGAGAUGCUGACGCCCCAGAUUGCCAACACGCCCCUACGACCGACGCCCACGCCCAUGAACCCCAACGUUGAGACGAUACCAGAGGAGCUGGCGACGGACCUCAGCACCGGCAGGGCUUGGAGGGGAGAGCCGAUGACGACAGACGUGGAGGACAACGAAUGGAAUACGAAGGAGCUCCGCCUGGCCGCCCUCAACGAGCCCUGGCAAGGUAGUUUCCACGACGUAGCCUCUCCGGACUACACGUGCUAUCGCCAGGCUAGGAGUGCCGGCCUGCGUGGGACUUUCAGGGCGCUGUUAUCGGGCCAGAGACACGACCUCGCCUCUUUGGUUCGUUUUGCCGACCGAGAACAGCCGAUUGUCAACCUUAGGGGUGAGCUUGUCUUGGGAUCCUGGAGGGACGUGAUGGCAGGUCACGGGGGUCAGUUCCUUGAGAAGCCGAGGAUCUUCUCCUUCGAUGGCAGGGACGUCUUGAGGGAUAGCACUUGGCCCGUGAAGUACAUCUGGCACGGCGCUAACAAGUACGGCGAGACGGCCUACAACCUCAACUGCAACUCGUGGUCCUCGUCAUCGUCCAGCGCCUUCGGAAUGGCCUCCUCGCUCAACAGCCUGCAACUCCUCGACCAGAAAAAGAUCGCAUGUGACAACCAGCUGAUCGUCCUGUGCAUUGAGACCACCAGCAGCCUCCCGAAGCGAAGAAAACGAGCGGUUGUAGAAGAAGAAGAAAAUGAAGACCGCAAUGAAGAAGAAAACGGUGAGGGAAACACAGAAAACGGGAAGCAAAGGGGGGACCCUGAAGCCUUAGGAAAGAAUGAGAAGGACGAUGAGGAGGAAACAGAUCUUGCCGCAUACAGCCCGGUCUCACAGCCGCUGGAAUCGACGAGCGCCCAGCUCAGUGACAAAGAAACAGAGAGUCACAAUAACUUACGCACGCAACAGAAACCUCCACCUCUUAUCCAGGAUCUCUAUCUUAUUUAAGCAAAUAUUAGCAUAAAGAAAAAAAAAAACAAAUAUUACAAUAUAAUCCUUUUGCACUCGUGUACUCUUCCUCUUUCUCGUUUUCUUUCAUUCUCUUUCAACUGCGAAGAUGAGAUUACCGUAAAUAAGGUUUGGAGCAACACGGGUCUAGACAGACUUAACUGAGGUAACGUGACUGUAUAAUAUACUAUAAUGCCAGUGUCUGUUGCCUGUUCACAUAUUUAUCAACGAUGUCUUCCUUUCCCCGUGUCUUCCGCCGUGUUUAUCCAUCUAAUUAUUUUCUUAACAAGAUGUUAAUUGUUCUUGUUCUCGUAUCAGAGGAUGUAAGGACGGUCCGCCUGAUAGAUGUCUACCAUUUUCGACCUUACGAACCAAGUCUUCCACGUGUGAUAAACGCCUUUUUGAUAUCUUCCAGGUUUAUGCAAACGAUGUCUUCCAUAUAAACCAAAUCUAUAUAUAGAUGUAAAAUAUACAUUAAUAUCUGAAAAGUAGCGAGAAAGUUUGAACGUAGUAAUAACUUUUACAAAAUAUUUAAGCACGUCUCUUCUAUGGCAGAUGGUGUUUUGAUGGUACCUGUAUAUAACUGUGUUUUUUUUGGUCAUAUAUCAUAAACGAUUCAUAUAUUGUGGUCAUGAAUGAUAGUAUAAAUAUAUAGAUGUAUGUAUAUGUGUGUAUAUAUAUAUUCACGAGGCUUUACAGUGUGGUGCAAGAGCGUUUUAGACUUUGACUCAUUAAUAAAUACAGACUAGUCAGAACUUGUACCAGAAUAUCGUAUAAUGUCGUUAUGAAAUGAAUAUUUCUCACAGACUGUCAAAUUUCGUUUUCUUCUCUGUCACUUACUUCAUCCCGUUUUCUUUCUCUUUCAAUUCAUCCCGUUUUCUUUUUCUGUCACUUACUUCAUUUUCUAUAAUGGAAUGUAAUCUGUUGCCAAUUUCAACGUUUGUAAUAACUAUAUUCAAGCUUUUAAAAUCUAAAUACAAAAAUAGAAAAAAAGCAAACAUUUGUAAUUGUGCUAUUCGCUACAAAAAUAGAAAACAAUAUAGAUCUUAAUAAAGCUUGCAGAGUUUAUACAUAAUACGUUUAAAGUCAGACAUUCCUAAAGGUUUUUGAAUCUCCUGUAUAUAAGACUUUCUUCCUAUAUUACCCCCCGCCCCUUCCUCCAUUAUCCCUUAGCCCAUGUGCCCGAAUCCCCAUUCCCGCCCCCCCAAAAAGUGCCCCAUUUCGUAAUCUCAUACUAAAUCUGUACACUUCAUACUAAAUGCUUUUACAAGUAAGUCUAUCUUCGGCUCACACUUCUCCGUACUUCGUGUGUGUAAAAACUUCCUUUGUGCUUUGUACUUAAUAGUGUUAUUCAAGUUUAACUUGUUCUCGUUUAGGAAUACAUACUUACAACCCUCCUCGAAUGUUAUACAUAUUGUAACUUCAAAUUAUCCUGCCUUCACUUGUAACAUGCUUACAAUCACCCUCAAGCUUCACACUUGUAAGCUGAAAAUGUUCCAAGCUUCACGUACUCGUCCCAGUGAUCGUGCUCAAGCUUCACACUAAUUAAGUAAAUUCUCUCUAGGCUUCACACUCUCUCGGUAGAAUCUUAAGCUUCACACUUAUUAUAACCCCCGUCCCAGUCUUCUUAUGCUUCGUAGAAUCCAUAGGCUUGACACUUAGUAUGAAUCCCUCUCACCAACCUUCUUAAGAGUUGGCUGCAUUUUCUUCAAGUUUCAUACUUCUCACUUCACUCUUCCUCGAUUUUCCACGAUGUCUAAGCUUCAUAUGUAAUCAUAUACGCCUUCUUUUCUCCAAGCUUAUCACUACAUAACCCCAAGCUUCACACUUAUCAUACUUCCCCCGCUCACGGUUUUUAAAACUUUUCAACUCGAUUCCAAGUUCUUCCAUUCACCCUCGCUUACUCCUUCACACUAACCCAUUCACACUCAUGGUAAUUAGAUCACGCUUAGCUUCUUAAAUCGCUUCGAAUAUAAUACAUUUAUUCUGAACUGGGCUCACGUAAUGAAGGAAAUUGCAAUAACAUUAGUAACUUGCAAUAACUAAUGACAUUGCCAAUGUCUGUGUGUUUUUGACUUCUGAUAUAUUUCAUGUCUCCUUGGGUGUAAAUUGUUUAUAUAUAUAUAUAUAUAUAUAUGAUUCUGUGUAUGAUAUUUUCAUCUUUUGUGUACUAUUAAAGGCCGUCUGUGAAGUGACUCAUAAUAAAAAUUGUAUGAUUUCAGUAAA